Messenger RNA from Alternaria atra, 1164 nucleotides. RefSeq lists its product as uncharacterized. The record is from RefSeq and is a predicted model, not a curated record. NCBI's taxonomy places the organism in Eukaryota, Fungi, Ascomycota, Dothideomycetes, Pleosporales, Pleosporaceae. Gene Ontology annotation, molecular function: pectate lyase activity. The coding region runs from base 1 to 1164 and encodes 387 amino acids. The transcript has 2 exons.
AUGAAGUUGUCCAUUCUCGCGCUUGCAAGCGCAUACACAGCUAGCGCUGCCGUCAUCGGAGAGAGGGCAACAUAUGCUGUUCAGGGCACACCUGAAGGCUUCGGAAAGGGCACCACCGGAGGUGGUAGUGCAGCAUGUGUAGUUCCCUCUUCAGUGACAGAAUUAAAGACAUGGCUCACUGAUAGCACUGCGCGCUGUAUCGUACUCGACAAAGAGUACAACUUCAAGGGUACCGAGGGAACCACGACUGCAACCGGUUGUCGCCCUGCAUCCAACAAAUGUCCUGGCAACGGGGGUCAGGAUGCUAUCAACUCCGCCAACUGGUGUACCAACGGAAAUGCUGGAACAGGUUCAACAUCAGUCACGGUUACGUACGACAAUGCUGGUGUGACUGCUAUCAACCUAGGCUCCAACAAGUCUAUCAUCGGUGUCGGUAGCAAGGGUGUGAUCCGUGGCAAGGGUCUCCGCAUUGCCAACGGAGCGAAGAACAUUAUCAUCCAGAAUGUUCACAUCACCGAGCUCAACCCUCAGUACAUCUGGGGCGGCGACGCUAUCACUCUCGACGGAGCUGAUCUGGUUUGGAUUGACCAUGUCAAGAUCUCGCUCAUUGGUCGCCAAAUGUUUGUUGCAGGUUACGGUGCCUCCAACCGCGUAACAAUCAGCAACACAGAGUUCGACGGUCAGACCUCCUGGUCCGCCUCUUGCGAUGGCCGUCACUACUGGGCCAUUCUGCUCCUCGGUGGCGGAGACCUCAUCACCAUGAAGGGCAACUACAUCCACCACACUUCUGGCCGCAGCCCCAAGGUCGGUGGAGAGGGAAACACACUGCUCCACGCUGUGAACAACUACUGGUACAGCAACACCGGCCACGCCUUUGAUAUUGAGGCUGGUGGCAUGGUUGUCGCAGAGGGCAACGUGUUCCAGAAUGUUGCUACUCCCCUCUUGAACAACAACGGACAGUUCUUCUCUGCGCCUUCAACCACCGCAAACGCGGUCUGCAAGACCUACCUUGGUCACACUUGCCAGAUCAAUGCUUUCGGAAGCAGUGGAAGCUUUACUGGUAGUCAGACGGACUUCUUGGUCAACUUCUCGGGCAAGAAUGUUGCUAGUGCGUCGGCAGCAAGCUCAAACGUGGCCAACACUGCUGGUGUUGGUAAGAUCUAA